AUGUUUAAUGACUCGACGGGCGCGCUGGGCGCGGCGUGCGCCGAGCCGCCGUGGGGCGGCGCCUACGGCCCCGCGGGCUACCCGCCCUUCUCGCCGCUGCAGCCGCCGGCCUCCUACGGCUACCCGGGCGACCUCACGGGCCCCGUCGCCGUGCCUGCGCCGCCGCCCCCGCUCGAGCCCGCCGCCAUGAGCCACCUGCCCACCGUGCUGUCGGAGCAUUCGACCAACACCCCGAGCGGGCCCAACGACUACGGCUCCAUGUUCAGCAAGUCGUCGCCGGGCGGCGGCGGGGGCGGGCCGGCCGACCUGGACGGCAUGCUGGGCGGCGGCCACCCGCACCACGCCCCCCACCACGCCGCCCACCACCACCGCUACCCGGCGGACCCCGUGCCCACCUACUCCACCACCGAAUGCGUGUUCGCAGCGCCCGGCCUGGGCUGCGGCGGCACCACGUACCACGCGGGCGCCUGGAGCGCGCCGCCAGCGCCGCCAGCCCCCGCCCGCGGCUUUCCACACGCACCAGCACAACUAAAAACUACUAACGCGCUUCGCCCGGGCGGCGGGGGCGGCGGCGGCGGCGCGGCGGCGGAAGGCGGGCGGGUCGGCGCGGCGGCGGCGCGGGCGGCGUGCCGCCCACCGGCGGAGCCAGCCCCGGCGGCGGCACCUACAUCAACCCGCCGGUGGUGCUGUACCCGCACCUCUACUCCACCAUUUCCUCUGACGGGCUUCAGCACCACUACUCCGGAGUGCCCCAACCGCCACCAACCGGGCACGAAGACCCGUCAUCCACCACGGGGGCACCCAUGCACCAGGAGCACCAACCGGAGCACCAGCCCCCGCCUGCACCACCGCCGCCGGUGUCGUCCAAUGACGUGGCCAUCAGUCGCUACCAGGACCGGCAAGCGGACCCCAACGUUUGGCGGCCGUACUGAGCCAACGCCUGCUCUCUACCAACUCAUAACCCGAACUAUUCCACAGCCGCCAGCCAUGCAGCGGCCUGGACUGUUUCUUCUAGUACAAAUUGUGUACGCCACGUGACUCGCUUUGAGUCGGAUAGUAUUAAGAACUCGUAAGAUCUCACACAAGUACUUCGGUCAUCACACAACGGGCUGGUCUCGUCUCAAAUGGACUGUUAAAAAGUGCGAUGUGAUGUUUAUAAAUUAUAAUUAAAGAGGCAAACAUCUCUUACUCAGGAGUGUGGAGGAGACGACACAAAAGCGUAGAAGAUCCACCACACGAAAAAUAUGCUUACUUGUUUCUCGUAUACUGUAAUAUAGUAGUGUUGUGAAUGAUAGCACUGAAAAAAAAAGACUAGAGGAAGUGGACUUUCGUGACGCCUCAAGUCCUCCGACGUGCAAAGUGAAUGCAAAAAAGGAAACCUUUGCGAGUGAGAUAUAUAGUGUUCUUCUAUAAGGUUGUGCCGAUCGUGGUGAGAGAACGCUGGAGCAAAAAUUGCGUGUUUCUUGCGGUACAAUGUGGCUGUUUUUUUGGCUUGUGGAGUAUAACUACGCAAGUUUGGGCAGUGCCCGAUUCGAUAGCGAGCCCAAUUACGUUUUUGGGCCGUGAGAUCGCCUCUGGUUGUACGUGCACAGCGGCCGAGAAGUCACGUGGUUUCGUCUCGGGGAAGGGGAGAAAUUGAGAAGCUAACCCAACCAAUUUCAUUAUUCGUACAUGGCUGGGAAUCGUAUGGCAUAACGCGAACAUGACAGUAUUCUCUUUUUUUUCUUUACACUAAAUUUUUGUUGCGCUUAAAAAGUUUCAGACUUUUAACGCUUUACAUAAACCAAAAGCAUGUAACUGGAGUAGUUACUGGACACAUUUUUAAGUUCUGAAGUAGUACAUUAAAUAAUAUACGAACAAAAUUAUCUCAUCAUAUUCACCCCGAUAAAUUUCACUAGUGUAGGAUACGCAUCAAUAUCAGAAGGUCAUUGGACCUCAAAAAAAGCUUGGUAGCAUGUUCGUAUGCGUUUGAGCAUUAUCUUCAUGCAAUAUUCCGACAGAGCAUCUGCCAAUCAAUCAUCAUAAAAUCUCAAAAUAAUAUCUCUUACCAGUGAAUGGCGAACACUCACGCCCGAGACAGUUCGCUGCAAUUGAAACUGCACGCCUUUGCGUCACAUCACGUACGUAACAAACAGCCUCCUUGCUCUGUCAGAUUUCAUCAGCAGCAUUUCACCAGCCUUCAUUUUUUUUUCUUCAUUUUACGCACUGAGCUUUCCGUUACUCGUAAAUCUCUCUCUUCCCUCCCGGCUCCCGCAGAAGACGGAGUUUGCGGUCGCGCCGGGGCGCGCGAACCGCCAUCUCUGUUGCCGAAUGACCCAUAAAAUCAGCCACCGCGUCUUGGCGAUAUACGCGAACAGCCUUAUGGGGGGAGAGGUGUGCUUCCCCCCCGAGACGCGGUCACGUGACUUCACGGCUCCGCUCGUUUGCGGCGCGCGCAAUAACGCCGCUCGUUCGUCAACUGUCAGGGGACGACAGGCGGAUUUUUCCGACGGUCCCGACAGUACGGCCAGCGCAAUUCGCAGCGUCUGUUUGCUAGAGUAUUUUUAAAACAAUAAAGCAAUUUCUUUCACUGUGUA
This is a messenger RNA of Gryllus bimaculatus (two-spotted cricket), 2576 nucleotides long. Lineage: Eukaryota; Metazoa; Arthropoda; Insecta; Orthoptera; Gryllidae. The record is from the annotation of a GenBank genome assembly.